CAAAGGUGAUCGGGGAAUCAAAAUUUGUGUAAAGUUGAAUUGAAACUCGAAAUAAAAAUGGUACCAAAUAGUUCAGUAAAGCAUCCAUAUUACCCGCAGGAUAUUGCACUUCCUCAUUAUGUACCAAACGAUAAAGAAUUAUCAGUUUUGUUGGGAGGUAUGUUUGGCUCGGUUGGACUUUUCAUGGUGUUCACCUGGUUUUUCAGUGGACGUUCCAAAACGAAAUUUUCAACCACAGAGAGACUUAUUUUAUGUUGGUUUAUGAUGUGUGGUUUGAUUCAUACAUUUCUAGAAGGUUAUUUUAGUUUGUUUCAUGCGACAAUAGCUGGAGAAAUGACAUUCCUUGCUCAAGUUUGGAAAGAAUACAGUAAAGGUGACAGCCGAUAUCUUACGUCUGAUACAUUUGUUUUGUGUAUGGAAAGUAUAACAGCUGCUAUAGAUGGACCUUUAUCAUUUCUGGCUUUAGUUGCAUAUUUCCGUCAAAGUUCGUAUAGAUAUAUAUUGCAGCUGAUAGUGUCUAUUUGUCAACUAUAUGGUGACGUUCUCUACUUUAUGACAGAAAUCAAAGAAGGAUUUUCACAUGGAGAUCACGGUCAUCCACUUUAUUUUUGGUUUUAUUUUCUAUUUAUGAAUCUAAUUUGGAUUGUAGUGCCAAUUUGUUUAAUAUUCCAUGCUUCAAGCCACUUAGCAGACUCACAAUCUAAAGCAGAUCAAAGUUUUAAGACUGGAAGAAACAAAAAAAGACAUUGAAUUUUGCUCAAACCACCAACAGCAAAAUUUUGACCAUCAACGUUAGCUUAAUAAU
Molecule: messenger RNA, 805 nt
Organism: Lottia gigantea (owl limpet)
Lineage: Eukaryota; Metazoa; Mollusca; Gastropoda; Lottiidae
Exons: 3
Coding region: 58-750 (230 amino acids)
Biological process (GO): cholesterol biosynthetic process
Cellular component (GO): endoplasmic reticulum; membrane
Molecular function (GO): C-8 sterol isomerase activity; cholestenol delta-isomerase activity; steroid Delta-isomerase activity
Source: RefSeq, a predicted model, not a curated record